CUGGUGUUUCCAGCGGCAGGGGGCAGCCUGACAACACUGCUGCUUUGCCUGCAGUUACACACAAGCGAGUUACAGGAUGGGUACGACUGGGGCCGCCUCAGCCUCCGGUCCGUUACAGAGCAAAGCUCCCUGGAGGAAUUCCUGGCCACCGCAGAGCUUGCAGGGACCGAAUUUGUGGCUGGUAAGGUUUUUGCCAUAGUAGAGACUCCUCCUGAUAUGGUGAUUAGAAAUGUAAAAAAGGCUGGGGGGAGGACUGGCCUGCUGACAGCAGAAGAGGCCAGAAACAUCAACAAACUCCAUGAGGAAAACAGACAGUUUUUGUGUAUACCAAGAAGACCUUACUGGGAUAGGAGAACCAGCGCUGAGAACUUACAGCAAGCAGAGAGAGAGAGCUUUCUGCAGUGGAGACGACAGCUUGCUCGGUUAGAGGAAGAACAGAAACUGAUUUUGACUCCAUUUGAACGCAAUUUAGACUUUUGGCGCCAGCUCUGGAGAGUCAUUGAAAGAAGCGACAUUGUGGUUCAGAUCGUAGAUGCCAGGAACCCUCUCCUGUUCAGAUGCCAGGAUCUGGAAUGCUACGUGAAGGAAAUCAGCAGCGACAAAGAGAACGUCAUUCUGAUAAACAAGGCAGACCUGCUGAGCACAGAGCAGCGCCGGGCGUGGGCGCAGUUCUUUGAGAGAGAAGGCGUCACAGUGGUGUUCUGGUCAGCCCUGGCGGAAGGCGUGCGGCUGGGCGGAGCCGUGCAGGAAAGCUACAUGGUGGCGGCGGCGGAGGCGGGGAGCGGCUCUGAGGAUGGCAGGUCCAGCGAGGAGGAGGAGGACGGGGCCCUGCAGAGCCUGGGUAACGCGCCGGACAGCAGCGUCCUGGGCAGCGCCGAUGAGAGUGAGGCCUACGAGGACUGUGAGGAGGAGGCGUGGCAGACCUGUUCUGAAGAUGGCAGUGAAGAAGGAGGAAAUCCCACUGACCCAGGCUGCAGGGAAAGCAGGACGGCCGGGGCUUUAGCGCAGUGCCCUGCGCCCUUGCAGAGCAGGCCCGUCCGUAACUUCAGCCACCUGGUUCAGAGACACGAGCUGCUGCAGCUCUUCAGGACGAUGCACGCUGGGAAGAAGGAGAAGGAGGGAGAGGUCACGGUAGGGCUGGUGGGCUACCCCAACGUCGGCAAGAGUUCCACGAUCAACACAAUCCUUGGGAACAAGAAAGUGUCGGUCUCUGCCACCCCGGGGCACACAAAACACUUCCAGACGCUGUAUGUGGAGCCUGGCCUGUGUCUCUGUGAUUGUCCCGGGCUGGUGAUGCCGUCCUUCGUCUCUACCAAGGCAGAGAUGGUCUGCUGCGGAGUCCUGCCGAUAGACCAGAUGCGGGACCAUGUUCCUCCCAUCUCUCUAGUCUGCCAGCGCGUCCCGCGGCACGUUCUAGAAGGAACCUACGGAAUAAAUAUCAUAAGACCCAGAGAAGAAGAGCUGCUCACCGCGUAUGGAAGCAUGAGAGGGUUCAUGACAGCCCAUGGGCAGCCAGACCAGCCAAGAUCCGCUCGCUACGUGCUGAAAGAUUACGUCAGCGGUAAGCUGCUGUAUUGCCAUCCUCCUCCUGGCAUUGACCCAGGAGCCUUCCAGCACCAGCAUGACCGAUACGCCCCACACAGAGCUACGCAGGCCAAGGCCGAAAGGAAGCCAGAAAGGAAUCAGAAAGCAAAACAGAUUGAAAAUGUGGUGGACAAAACAUUUUUCCAGCAGGAGAGCGUCCGGGCCCUGACGAGAGGUGUCCAGACCGUGAUGGGUUACAAACCUGGCAGUGGGCCUGUGUCCCAGGCUGCGUCCGGCUCCGAGAAUGUCCAAGGAAAGCCCUGGAAAAAGCACGGGAACCGGAACAAGAAGGAGAAGGUGCGCAGGGUCAGCAAGCAUCUGGAUGCCUAGCUGCCGCGUUGGCGCCGUGUGCUGGCGCCAGGCCGGAGACCCCAGUGUGUCCUGGACGUUCGGCACAUG
Pelodiscus sinensis (Chinese soft-shelled turtle) is the source of this 1983-nucleotide messenger RNA. The record is from RefSeq and is a predicted model, not a curated record. NCBI's taxonomy places the organism in Eukaryota, Metazoa, Chordata, Testudines, Trionychidae.